Messenger RNA from Pieris brassicae (large cabbage white), 1701 nucleotides. Its product is annotated as E3 ubiquitin-protein ligase CIP8-like. Gene Ontology annotation, molecular function: ubiquitin protein ligase activity. The transcript is spliced from 5 exons. Gene Ontology annotation, biological process: protein ubiquitination. The record is from RefSeq and is a predicted model, not a curated record. Bases 122 to 1012 code for a protein of 296 amino acids. Lineage: Eukaryota; Metazoa; Arthropoda; Insecta; Lepidoptera; Pieridae.
AACAAGAUCUUUUGACUUUAGUUUAAUGUCGUUAAGUCACAACUGAUAGUGAAAAACGUCUUAUAAAAAUCCUCUUUGUAUUGGUAUUUGUACUCUGUGAAAAUUUGGAACAAUAGAAAUUAUGAGUGUUCGCGAGGAAGAUUCUCCAAAAACAAGCAGUUCUGGUAGUGGGUUAGGUUUUGCGGUUGCAGCUAUCGGAGUUGGCGUUAGCGUUGGGGCUGCCUUGUACUACUUCUUUGGCCAAAAAGAACCUGAGGCUGGUUCUUCGUCGCAGUGGGAAGGUCAGCAAUUCACUAUGGAAUACACCGACAACUAUAAUACCAGCAAUGACUAUAUAACAACAACAGACACUAGUAUUUAUGAGACUGACCCUGAUGAAUCCCUGAUUUUAUCUGAAAGCGAGGACUCUGUUGAAUAUGAGAAUAUAGAGCAUUAUUCUGAAAGAUCUAUAGAUGAAUUAGAAACAAGUGAUGAUGAAUCUGUAUCAAUUGAAAAUGAAUCAAUUGAUGAGGAAUCAGAUAAUGCCGUAAUGAGUGUUAACUCUAGUGAUUUAGAGUAUGAUGACCAGGAGGAAAGGUGGAGUAAUCAAAACACAGAUAGUGAUGUACACAACUCUAGUGAUUCAGAAUCUGUAUAUGAAGGGUCCGAGAAUGAUUCAGAAUUUGAACAUAUUCAGCAAGAUGACUUUGUUGAUGUAUCAUCAGAAGAUUCAUUUAGACAUUAUAGGCCAUUUCCUCAAAUGUUGGCGAUUAUGGGUUGGCAAUAUUCAAGUGUUAAUAGCCGCAGUGUAGGUCCCCUAAAUAAUUCCAGAUCAUCUCUUACAUCAGCAAAGAAGAGGGAAGCGUUUCGCGAGAGGUCAUGGACCCUGGAACAGUGCUCCAUAUGUUUCGAUGUGAUCCUCAAGGGGCAAGAGGUGAUGUCACUGGCGUGCACGCACAGAUUCCAUACCACAUGCAUCCUGCCUUGGCUUGAGAAGCAGCAGACAUGCCCGAACUGUCGCAAGAGCAUUUAGAAAUGUAGGAGAUUUCAUAAGUGUAAGAAGUCAGCUGGCUCCUGAUUUCUGAUGUUGGCGGAAUUUGAAGAUGUCACUUUGAAAAGGCUUUACAAUCAUAAAAAGUUGUCCAUAAAAUUGACUAUUUCUUUUUUUAUAUUUAAUAACGGCAACACUGAACUAUUUAUUCUUUUUUUCCCGCUAUAAAAGAUCCGUCAAUAACUGAUGUUGUCGUUACUUUCUGUUUAGGCCUGGCAACGAAUUUAUAAUCCGCCUUAUUUCACUAGUCUUUAGAUAUUCGCCAAUACUUAAUGAAAUAAUUAGUUUUAGUACCUAUUUUUAUAUUAUAUAUUGGAUACAAUGAAUUAAGAAAUAUUUUAUAAAAAGUAAAACUGUUCUUUAGAUGUUCAUUCUGACACCUCUUAUUCUUUUUAAUAUCUCCGAAACUAUAAUAGUUUUUGUAAUCUACAUUUUUCACAUGUCAAAAUGUUGUCUAUGGUUGCCCGAAUAAAUUUUUGUUUUGGAGGGAAAACAACUAUUUCAUUUGUUAGAAUUAUUACGCAAAAUAUGUGAUAAAUAUUAUAGUAAUUCUAAAUUUAGGGGCUAUAAGCCGAAAUUCUAUCGUUUUACUUUCUCACUUUAUAUUAAUCAAUUGUUAUCUUAGCAAUAAUUUGGGGUUUUAAAUAUAUGAAUUGGUAAUAAAGUUUUAA